This is a messenger RNA of Toxorhynchites rutilus septentrionalis, 2053 nucleotides long. Its product is annotated as serine protease gd-like. The record is from RefSeq and is a predicted model, not a curated record. Gene Ontology annotation, biological process: proteolysis. Bases 409 to 1929 code for a protein of 506 amino acids. The transcript is spliced from 3 exons. Gene Ontology annotation, molecular function: serine-type endopeptidase activity. NCBI's taxonomy places the organism in Eukaryota, Metazoa, Arthropoda, Insecta, Diptera, Culicidae.
GCAGUCAGUAUACGCGCAGAUUUGCUAAAGUGAAGAUCGAUUUCCUUAUGAGAUUCUCGCGAACGGCAGACCGGAUCGGAUUUACGAAUGUGAGAUAGAUGCGUGGCAGUCGUGAUUGAUUUAAUAACAAAUGCUGAUAACAAUCAGUUCUCACAUGUAAAACUCAUUACAGUCAAAUGAUUUGCAAAACCAAACUUCGUACAGCGUUCGUUCAUUAGACAGUUCAAACAGUGAAGAUGUGUAAUUGUAUGAGGACAGCAAUAGGAAUGGUUUACAUAGGAUUGAAUUCCUCAUAAAUAUCAAUGAAACGAUAAAAAACAAGCAAAUAAAUUGUAAUGUCACUGUCACUAAGUGUGAUAAUUUAAAAAGUUAAUCACUACCAACAGCAGUCAAGAAGAAUUUCUCCAAAUGAUUCAACAAAUGAGCAAUCAUUUCGCUUACAUUGUAACAUCAACAAUCUAUCUCAUCGGGUUCCAUCUUGCUGAGGCCCAGUAUUUGCAGUCACCUUGUCCGGAUAUAUUUACCUACCAUGUGAAUCCGGAAACGUACAAAACGUUUGGGAUCAUCCAAAUAAGCAACAUUCAAGUGGGUCAGACUGUGAAACUUAAUGUUGACCUCUCCAUCGGAACGCGACUAGAAAAGAACAACAUUGGUUCUAUUGACUUAGUCAAAUCACGGGAGGCUACCUUCAAUGACCUUGUACGGGGUCAACCUGCCCGGUACAGAAUAAACUUUCCGGUGCCCAACCAUGUCCCUACGGUGUUGUCGAUUGCAGUCAAUGGACAAACCAUAUGCACUGGCCAUCCUGCUCAGGGCCGUGUCGUUACAACAAUAAAUCUACAUCACACGUUAUACACUCAGGCCCACAGCAACGGUCCACAAUUUCAACGUCCAUUGGAGGGGAAUUCGGUUGGGUAUCCAACGCGGCUACAGCAUCCAUCAGGGGAUAUUAUUGAAAUCGUUAUCCAACCAGAAGAGCCUAAUUUCUGGCAUUCAGAAGAACGGACAGUCAGGCCUCCGUACAUGCCACCAAGAACUACGGCUCUACAAUAUGUUUUCAGGCCGCCACAGACAACGGAGCCGUUUCGUACGGACAUAGAACCAUCAACCGCAACACCGCCGGCUUCGUCUUCCAAAUAUGUUUGUGGAAAGCAAUCCAGUAAAAUGGUAAACCGUUUAUCGAUUAAUGGCGAGUUAGUUUCCAAAGGUCAGUUUCCGUGGAUAGUUCCUCUAUUUGACCGUACGCUAAGGAACGAUCCAAAAUUUUUCUGCGGUAGCACGAUCAUCACCCGAAAACAUCUAGUCACGGCUGCCCACUGUGUUUACCGAAUUGAUGAUUUCAUUCGUCCCGAAAGCAUUGUAGCGGUACCUGGAAUGCACAACAUCGACAACUUCCUAGACGAAAAUGCAAAGAUAGUCGAUAUAGAUCGCGUGAUUCCGCAUGAAGAGUAUAUCCAUGAUGACGACACAAACGACGCCGAUAUCGCCGUUCUGCGACUGAAAAGACAACUGGAACUGUCGGAUUAUGUCAUUCCAGUGUGCCCAUGGCAAAGCGAGAAUGACCUGUCAGGAAUCGUCGGGCAAGAGGCUAUACUGGCCGGUUGGGGUUUGACGGCGACAGGGGCUUCAUUUGUUCCUACCUUCAUAAAGAGCAUCAUAGUGGAUAGACAACAGUGUAACUUGAAUCUUCCACGUGUGUACUCUGCGAAUGCACGGAUAUUCUGUGGUGAUGGCCGAGGUUCGGCGCCCUGUAGGGGAGACUCCGGAAGCGGUUUGGUACUUAAGCGGGGAAAUCAAUACUAUCUACGGGGUGUGGUUUCCAGCGGAUUGCUCGAUCCUAACACGCAAAUGUGUGACGUAACAAAGUACGCUAUUUACACCGAUAUAGCGUUAUUCCGUUUCUGGCUGAAACAUGUGACGAGUGAAUGACAACAAAAUUAGUGUAUAAUUCUGAUUAAUCUCCGUAACAAGACUUUCUCCAACAAAUAGACUAGUUUUCAAAUAAUAAAUUUUUACUCAAUUUAAUGUAAUAUAAUAAAUGGUACAUCAUUUA